AUGGGGCUGCUGACGGAGAACACCCUGACAUCCGUGGCCCUGGCUGUGGCAAUCUUCCUGCUGCUGGUGGACCUGAUGCACAGGCGCUCACGCUGGGCUGCCCGCUACCCGCCAGGUCCCAUACCUCUGCCUGGCGUGGGCAACAUGCUGCAGGUGGACAUCAAGAACAUGCCGUACAGCUUCAGAGAACUGCGGCGCCGCUUCGGGGACGUGUUCAGCCUGCAGCUGGCCUGGACGCCCACGGUCGUGAUCAGCGGGCUGGAGGCCGUGCGCGAGGCGCUGGUGGUCCGCGGCGAGGACACGGCUGACCGCCCACCUUCGCCAGUGGAGGAGUACGUGGUUUUCGGUCCGCGCUCACAAGGCGUGGUCCUAGCGCGUUAUGGACCCGCGUGGCGCGAGCAGAGGCGCUUCUCCGUGUCCACCAUGCGCAACUUCGGCCUGGGCAAGAAGUCACUGGAGCAGUGGGUGACCGAGGAGGCUGCCUGCCUCUGCGCUGUCUUCGCUGCACAGGAAGGACGUCCCUUCGAUCCUAAAGCCCACUUGAACAAAGCAGUUACUAAUGUGAUCUCCUGCCUCACGCAUGGACGCCGCUUUGAGUACGACGACCCAACCCUCCUUAAGAUCUUGGAGACGGUAGAGACUGGACUGAUGGAUAGCUCGAACUUUAUGCGUCAGGUGCUAACCGUGGCCCCCAUCUUCCUGCGCAUCCCGGGCCUGACAGACAAGGUCUUUGCGGCACAGAAGACCUUAAUGGACCUGCUGGACAGACUGGUCACCGAGCACCGGGAGACCCGGGACCGGACCCAGCCGCCCCGGGACCUGACAGAUGCCUUCCUGGACGAGGUGCAGAAGGCCAAAGGGAAUCCUGAGAGCAGCUUCACAGAUGACAACCUUCGCCUGGUGGUGGCCGACCUGUUCGGGGCUGGGAUGGUGACCACUACGAUCACCCUGGCCUGGGCCCUCCUACUCAUGCUCCUACACCCGGAGGUGCAACGCCGUGUCCAGAAGGAGAUUGAUGAGGUGAUUGGACAGGGCCGAGCCCCUGAGAUGGCUGACCAGGCCCGCAUGCCCUACACCACCGCCGUGGUCCAUGAGGUGCAGCGCUUUGGGGACAUAGUACCGCUGGGCCUGCCUCACAUGACUCUCCGUGACACUGAAGUGCAAGGCUUCCUCAUCCCCAAGGGGACAACGAUCAUCACCAACCUGUCAUCAGUGCUGAAGGACGAGACAGUCUGGAAGAAGCCCUUCCGCUUCCACCCAGAACACUUCCUGGACGCCCAGGACCCCUCAGGAUGCCCACCCCAGCGCUGCAUGGCCAGAUGA
Elephantulus edwardii (Cape elephant shrew) is the source of this 1323-nucleotide messenger RNA. RefSeq names its product cytochrome P450 2D17-like. Gene Ontology annotation, biological process: arachidonate metabolic process; xenobiotic metabolic process. Gene Ontology annotation, molecular function: heme binding; iron ion binding; oxidoreductase activity, acting on paired donors, with incorporation or reduction of molecular oxygen, reduced flavin or flavoprotein as one donor, and incorporation of one atom of oxygen. The record is from RefSeq and is a predicted model, not a curated record. The coding region runs from base 1 to 1323 and encodes 440 amino acids. NCBI's taxonomy places the organism in Eukaryota, Metazoa, Chordata, Mammalia, Macroscelidea, Macroscelididae. Gene Ontology annotation, cellular component: cytoplasm; intracellular membrane-bounded organelle. The transcript has 9 exons.